UCCUAAAAGCUAAUUAUAGUAUACUAAGACCACAACAUUUUAAACAUAAACGGACUGAAUUAAUUGAAAUACCAAUUGAAGAAAAUCAACAAGAAAUAUUGCAACGAAUAUUAAACAACCUCCCAAAAACAAAAUAUACAAAUAUUACAUCCCUACUGAAAGAAUUAGUAAAUCAAGAAUAUCUUAAUCGAAAUGAAAAAAUACUAGAAAUAAUUACUGAAAUUGACAAAAUACUUUUAUAG
This is a messenger RNA of Ambispora leptoticha, 242 nucleotides long. The record is from the annotation of a GenBank genome assembly. NCBI's taxonomy places the organism in Eukaryota, Fungi, Glomeromycota, Glomeromycetes, Archaeosporales, Ambisporaceae.